Molecule: messenger RNA, 3244 nt
Organism: Doryrhamphus excisus (bluestripe pipefish)
Lineage: Eukaryota; Metazoa; Chordata; Actinopteri; Syngnathiformes; Syngnathidae
Gene: traf7
Product: TNF receptor-associated factor 7
Biological process (GO): ribosomal large subunit assembly; Notch signaling pathway
Cellular component (GO): nucleolus
Molecular function (GO): protein binding
Source: RefSeq, a predicted model, not a curated record
UGCUGCAUAGCCCUUGUGCGCUUGAGUCUGAGCGAGUGAGAAGGAAAGAGAGAGAGAGAAAGAGAGAGAGAGAGCGAGAGAGGUGGAAAGGGAAUUUCGGAAUUUUCGUCUGCAAACUUGGAACUGCGCCGUUGCUAAAACAAUGGCCUAAACGACUAUCUGGCUUGCUCGUGUGUCCUCUCCACGUGUGUGCAUUUCGGGUUAUGAGCAGGAGCAAGAUAUUACAACACAUACUCUGGUGGAACAGCAGAAAACCCAGAUAUCAUUCCCUGCAGCCCCUCCACUCCCACGGCUGACCCAGCUAGCGGGAGCAGGAUGGAGACGUCAUUUGGUCCAACCUUCUCAGCCGUGGCUGCUGGAGCUAAAGCAGAAUCAUCCAGCUCCUAUAAGCAGCACAGAAGAACUCCCUCCUCCUCCAGUACAUUAACAUAUUCCCCUCGGGAUGAUGACGACGGAAUGCCACCCAUUGGUACUCCGAGGAGGUCGGAUUCGGCCAUCUCUGUGCGAUCUCUCCAUUCAGAGUCCACAAUGUCCCUGCGGUCCACUUUCUCUCUGCACGAAGAGGAGGAAGACACCGAGCCGCAGGUAUUUGCUGAACAGCCGUCAGUAAAACUAGGCUGCCAGUUGUGCUGUAAUGUUUUCAAGGACCCCGUCAUCACUACAUGUGGGCACACCUUCUGCAGACGAUGUGCCUUGACCUCAGACAAGUGCCCUGUGGAUGCAGCGAAGUUAACGGUUGUGGUGAACAACAUAGCGGUUGCCGAGCAAAUCGGCGAGCUGUUCAUUCACUGUAAAUAUGGCUGUAGGGCCACAGUUAGCAGUGCAAGUGUAGGUGCAGCCUCCAAUUCCACCGUGGCGGGGAAGCCGGGCGCUUAUGAAGUGGAUCCUCUGGGCUGCCCAUUCACGAUCAAACUAUCCUCACGCAAAGAACAUGAGGUCAGUUGUGACUACAGGCCAGUCCGGUGCCCCAACAACCCCUCCUGCCCCCCGUUGCUCACCAUGAACCUAGAGGCUCAUCUGAAAGAAUGCGAGCACAUCAAGUGUCCCCAUUCCAAAUACGGGUGUGCUUUCAUCGGUAACCAGGACACAUAUGAAACACACCUAGAGGUGUGUAAAUUUGAAGGGCUGAAGGAAUUUCUGCAGCAGACUGAUGACAGGUUCCAUGAGAUGCAGUUGACUUUAGCCCAAAAGGACCAAGACAUUGCUUUCCUGCGCUCCAUGUUGGGCAAACUAUCAGAGAAAUUAGAUCAGCUAGAGAAGAACCUGGAGCUCAAAUUAGAUAUGCUUGAUGAAAAUCAGAGUAAACUGGGUGAGGACCUGAUGGAAUUUCGUCGAGAUGCCUCUAUGCUCAAUGAUGAGCUGUCCCAUAUCAAUGCUAGACUCAACAUGGGAAUCCUGGGAUCUUAUGACCCUCAGCAGAUUUUCAAGUGCAAAGGCACUUUUGUUGGCCACCAGGGACCUGUAUGGUGUCUGUGUGUCUACUCCACCGGAGACCUGCUCUUCUCUGGUUCCUCCGACAAGACUAUUAAGGUAUGGGACACGUGCACCACCUACAAGUGUCAGAAAACCCUGGAGGGACACGACGGCAUCGUGCUGGCGCUCUGCAUCCAGGGAAACCGCCUCUAUAGUGGCUCUGCAGACUGCACCAUCAUUGUAUGGGACAUCCAGACUCUACAGAAAGUCAACACCAUCCGUGCCCAUGACAACCCGGUUUGUACGCUGGUCUCCUCCCACAACAUGUUGUUCAGCGGCUCCCUCAAGGCCAUUAAGGUGUGGGAUAUUGUGGGCACAGAGCUGAAGCUGAAGAAGGAGCUGACUGGGCUAAAUCACUGGGUCAGAGCACUGGUGGCCUCCCAGAACCACUUGUACAGCGGAUCAUAUCAGACCAUCAAGAUUUGGGACAUCCGCUCCCUGGAAUGUGUCCACGUCCUGCAGACCAGCGGAGGCAGCGUCUACUCCAUCGCCGUCACCAACCACCACAUAGUGUGUGGCACCUAUGAAAACCUCAUCCAUGUGUGGGACAUUGAGUCCAAAGAGCAGGUGCGGACCCUGACAGGUCACGUGGGGACCGUUUACGCACUCGCUGUCAUCUCCACGCCUGACCAGACUAAAGUGUUCAGUGCCUCCUAUGACCGUUCACUCAGGGUGUGGAGCAUGGACAACAUGAUCUGCACCCAGACCCUACUCAGACACCAGGGCAGUGUAACAGCUUUGGCUGUCUCUCGAGGUCGCCUCUUCUCUGGAGCAGUGGACAGCACGGUGAAGGUGUGGACAUGCUGAAUGGACAAAGGGCCAACCCUGUGGACGCGCUUGUCCGUGUCAGAGAGACAUCAAGACAUCCUUUCCUCCUCGGUUGUUUGACUUCACCGCCACAAUCCAAUAAGUAUUUUCUUGAAGACCGCCAAGGUCAUCACGCUCCAGGGUUCAACUGAAGGUCCCCAGCGACCUCCUCAUCACACGUGCAUUAAGGCGGACACACAUGUGCGAUUGGCUGACUGGAUGCUCUGUGCCUGUAAAUGCACCCAGCGGACGGUCGAACUCAUGUCGAUACCUAACACUGCUCGAAGAACUUCUCAUGGCUGGUUUCACAAACAGUGUUCAUUCUCAACGCAGCCUCCUGAAUUUCCUGUUUACAGUAUUUUGUAAAACGAGAUUCCACUUCAGAGAGACUGUGGGGAAAAAAAAUGUCUCAUCAUUAACAUUUCUCCUCUUCUGCGAAGCUUUGCGAAAUCGGCCUUUAUCAGAGUAAAGUUUAAUAAAGAUGUAUGUUGUACUGGUCAGCCACUUGGGUCCAGUACUUGUGUAGAAUAACAGGAAACGCAAAUUUAUGUGUUUUAAUGAGUGCCAUAUGUCAGGAGCUCGAGGAUGAGCUCCUCUGAUUGUCUAACUUGGUGUGACACACGUUGUUACUGAAUCAUAAGUGUGGUCGCAGUCAACAGGAAGCCAUGGUGGACUCCAUAAAACUCCCAGACAAAGUGCCCAUAUUGGGUUAAAUAUCACUCCGUAGUCAUAGCAACAUGUCAACAACAGCCCGCAUCAGAUUUAUUAGCAGGCUGCACCCACAUAACAUUAGAUGACUUUCACAAAGUAUUUUGCUUUCAUGUUAGUGCACAUAUGACCACUACUUAGAGAUGUGUGUGUACAUGUAACCAUGUAAGCUUGAGUUGAUCAUCGAUCAAUAAAACUGUUGUACACUUUGGCAACAAAUUGUAUUCACGUGAUGAAAGUAAUUGUCUGCUUUACU